UGAUGUAAACAGCCAACAUUUAGACGAACUUCGAAAUCUUACCUGUUAAAACAUCAUGAUAUCCAGCGUGCUUGUGGUGAUCUAGCAAGAUGUUAGAAAUAAAAUAAGUUGCAUUUUACAUAAGCCUAAUGGAUAGUUACAUUUUUGACAGGGUUGUUGGAAAAGGCAGCUACGGAGAAGUACAUCUUGUGAAGCACAAAACAGACAGAAAACAGUAUGUGAUAAAGAAGUUGAACUUGAAAACCUCUUCACGGCGUGAGAGGAGGUCGGCUGAACAGGAGGCCCAGCUUCUCUCCCAGCUUCGCCAUCCCAACAUCGUGACCUACAGGGAAUCAUGGGAAGGAGAUGAUUGUCAACUCUAUAUAGUAAUGGGCUACUGUGAAGGAGGAGACUUAUACCACCGGCUCAAGCAACAGAAAGGCGAGCUCCUACCUGAGAGACAGGUGGUAGAGUGGUUUGUCCAAAUCGCCAUGGCUCUCCAGUAUCUGCAUGAAAAGCGUAUAUUGCACAGAGACCUCAAGACCCAGAACAUCUUCCUGACCAAGACAAACAUAAUCAAAGUGGGAGACCUGGGUAUCGCCAAGGUUUUAGAGAACCAGAACGAUAUGGCGAGCACUCUCAUAGGAACCCCAUACUACAUGAGUCCUGAGCUGUUCUCCAACAAACCUUAUAACCACAAGUCGGAUGUGUGGGCUCUUGGUUGCUGUGUCUAUGAAAUGUCCACCCUUAAACACGCCUUCAAUGCUAAAGACAUGAACUCGCUUGCAUAUCGCAUCGUGGAAGGAAAGCUUCCUCAGAUGCCCAGUAAGUACGACCCUCAGCUGGGGGAGCUCAUCAGGAGGAUGCUGUGCAAGAGGCCGGAGGACCGACCCGACGUCAAGCAGAUCCUUCGGCAGCCCUUCAUCAAGCAGCAGAUCGCCAUGUUCCUGGAGGCCACCAAAGAAAAAGCUGCCAAAUCCAGAAAUAAAGCUGCUAAGAACAAGGCCAACAGCGGUGGAUCUGUGAGUGCAGGCCCGGUCAAAAAUCCAGCGUUACCUCAGACCAAGUCUAACACAAGAGCAAGAAAGAGAGAAGAGAACAACCCAUCACAUCACAGCCCACAUGUAUCAAAUGGUGAACAAGAGAAAGCCUUAUCAAAGAUGCCUCCACCACCGAAAUCUCCAACACCAGAUAUCCUGAACACAACUGGGCACUCCAUAGCAACCAUCAGUAAUAUUGACAUUGCUAUGCAACCACUGGAACUUGAGGAACCAAAGCCUCGUAAAGUGAGGACGUCUAAGUCAGUGCCUGAUCAAAAGCCUAAUGAUGGCCUCAAUCAGAAGCCCACAGUUAGUAAGAGGACCCCGAAACCUGAUACCUCUGCCCCUCAGCCUCACCCACGUAAGCUGGGACAGGAUCUGUGUGAGCCGGAGGAGAGGGGGAUAUCAAAUGGACCAGCAUCACAAUGCCCUGUUGCCUCCAACGUCAUCCCAGCAUCUAUGAACAAACACAAACCCUUAGCGGAAAUACAGCAGCUUUCAGCCGAUAUGGACAAUAAAGAGGACACUUUAAAAUUACUCCAGGAAGCCGCACGGAGCGUUACCACAACAACAACAGCACCUCCAAGAAUGUCAGAUGCGGCGUAUCUUGAGCAUCAUGAACUUGUAGCGGAUGUCUUAGGGAAACACAAGAGUCCCUCUCCCCCGGCCAUCAAGGACAUAAAAGAUGACACAAUAACACUUCUCAAACAGGCUGAUGACCCCAAGCAUUUUGAAGAGGUUCAGGAGAGCUUGGAAUCAACAGAGAAGCUCCUGGAGCCUUUUGUUCCAGUGCCAGUAAUGGAGCCUGUAGACUCGGCGGCUCUUCUUCCCCCUGUCCCUGAGUGGGAACGUCCUGUCCUUCGUCAGCCUGCGGCGUCCUCGGAGCCGUCCAAGCCCAGGCAGCGGCGCCAGAGGAACCGAGAGUCCGGCCUGGAGGGCCAGCGCAAGGAUAAAAAAGCUCCCAGACCCCUGCCACCUGCUCCUGUGGAGGCGUUAUGUGCUCCUGUAAUGGUGAAAACCAGAGUGCCACCUGAAGUAACACCUUCAGAGUCCUGCCCCAAGGACAGAUUGACUGCUGUUCCACUGGAUCGCCCACUGUCAGCACGAGAAAGGAGAAGACUGAGGCAAUCACAGGAACAUCUGAAUCCACCAGUUGUGCCAGCGAUGAGAAGGGCGUCGUAUGAUGUGGCUUCGCUGAGCUGUAAACAAUCAGACCAACCAGACUACCACAGGGCGGCCAGUGUAUCUAUGGAAACAAGCAAGGACAGACACUCGUGGCAGCGCUCAGACGAGGAGGAGUGCAACUCUUCCACCAGUUCCACGGACCGGUCCGAGGGAGACGGCAGGGAGGGGAAAACAGAGUCCUGUGAAAUGCAGGACUUGGUGCAGAUGAUGACACAAACAUUACGAAUGGAUUCUAGAGAUGCUGCCAGUGAAUCAAAUGGACCUAGACUAGGUUCUAGACCCCAGCCUGAGUUUAAGAUCAACUGUAGAUAUAAAGACACCCUGGUCCUCCAUGGGAAAGCCAUGGAUGUGCAGGAAGACUUCCAGGUCAACGAUUUCUGUGCAGGUGAUACAUCUGGACCUGCCAAGAUCAGGAGAGCUGUGGAACAGUUGCGGACAGACGUGGUGAAAGGUCUGGGGGUGAAGCUGCUGGACAGAGCCCUGGAUAUCAUGCAGGAGGAGGACGAGGAGAAACGGGAGCAACGUCUAAUGGAGGAGAUGGGAGAAGAAAAAUACAAGUCCUACUCUGUGAUGGUUCACCAACUGAAGUUCUUUGAGGAUGUUGCAUUUAAAGGCUAAGGUCAAAUAAGAGACAACCGGUCCUCAAUUGAUACACAUUUCUAGUCUGUUACAAUCACUGUUAUGUAUGUUAGGAACAGAUGUCAUAGUAGUACUGUUGUUUCUCUUCGAUAUUGAAAAUGUUCUUGGCCGAAUGCAAUUUUUCAUUCAUAUUGGAUAUGCAAUUGCAGCUCUCUGACAUACUAUUGUUUUUUAUACAUAUAAUGAACAUUUUAAUUAGAUAAUGAUGUAAAGAUAUGUUGUGUAAAAAAACAAAACAAUGUUUAUUUGUAGUUUUCCCAAAAACCUUGGAAAUCCUGAGAAGAUCUAUCUAAUAUGUAAAUAGAACCUGUAGCCUUAGUCUUAUGGUAGAUGUUACACAAUAUAAAUUGAAUUUAUAAAUAAAUCUCUUUAAAGAUA
Molecule: messenger RNA, 3221 nt
Organism: Sardina pilchardus (European sardine)
Lineage: Eukaryota; Metazoa; Chordata; Actinopteri; Clupeiformes; Clupeidae
Gene: nek4
Product: NIMA-related kinase 4
Exons: 16
Coding region: 129-2822 (897 amino acids)
Biological process (GO): protein phosphorylation
Molecular function (GO): ATP binding; protein kinase activity
Source: RefSeq, a predicted model, not a curated record